UCUGCAUCUAAUGUUUUCAUUAGGAAACUGGGUGCAGCCGAGGGAAGAGGAGAGACAGAGAGACUUUCAAUACGUUUUUGGGCACUGAAUACACUGACUGUACUCCAGGUUUCCUCUCCUACGCCAUGACCCGCCCCUACACCGUCUCACUUGGACUCCUGCUCCUCCUCAUUGGCUACGCAGCGGCAGGACCCGAGUCUGCGCUCCAACCCAGAGAUGUCCGGUCGAGUGCCUGUCAGGACCACAGUACUCUUCAUGACAGACUGGAUGUAGUGGAGAAGCAUGUAGAGGACACCGUACAAAAGCUGGAGGCUGAGCUGGCCAUGCUGCUGGAUGCCAUAGAAGCCCCUGAGUGGAGUCCCCUGCUGGAAAAUGUUGGAAAACCUGUGGUGGACAUCCUGGACGGCCAGGGACUGGGAGAGAAUGGCGACUCCUGAGAGAGGAAGAGGAGAAGAUCUCUGUUGAGCAGCUACCAAUUCUAAUUCACUUUAGCUUUAGGAAGUGAUGAGGGUGCACCUGGCUAGGUCAAACAAUGAAAGACUAAUGUACAGUCUCUGCUGUUUUGCUGAAGUUGUAUUUUGUAAGUGGACGGUAAAAAAAACGGUAUAAAACAAGCCUUCUAAAGUGUAAACACAGGCUUAGUAUAUAUUCUGUGGUACAGUUGCUAGAUCACAACACUAAAGCUUAUUUGUCCCUGUAAUACACUGCUCUGUUCCUCGGGCACUCAUCCUUUCUCUCGUCUUUGGCUGAACUUGAAUCCCUACACCCAGGGGUAACUGUGUCCCCAGCCUCUCCGGAUGUUUACAUCAAAGUCGUAAACCAUU
Molecule: messenger RNA, 824 nt
Organism: Oncorhynchus mykiss (rainbow trout)
Lineage: Eukaryota; Metazoa; Chordata; Actinopteri; Salmoniformes; Salmonidae
Product: placenta-specific protein 9
Source: RefSeq, a predicted model, not a curated record